This is a messenger RNA of Ostreococcus tauri, 1185 nucleotides long. Its product is annotated as Ribosomal protein S1, RNA-binding domain. NCBI's taxonomy places the organism in Eukaryota, Viridiplantae, Chlorophyta, Mamiellophyceae, Mamiellales, Bathycoccaceae. The coding region runs from base 1 to 1185 and encodes 394 amino acids. Gene Ontology annotation, biological process: RNA stabilization. The record is from RefSeq and is a predicted model, not a curated record. The transcript has a single exon. Gene Ontology annotation, molecular function: RNA binding.
AUGGCGACGGACGCGGACGCCCCGUUCGAGGUCGGGGAGAUCGUGCGAGGGAUCACGCGCGCGGUGCGCCCGUUCGGGGUGUUCGUGCGUCUCGAACGCGGGACGCGGGCGACGGAUGGGUUGAUUCGCGCCGCGGACGCUUCGAGGGAUGGCGCGACGUUCGAUGACCGAGACGCGGACGAGCGAGAGGUGACGCACGCGAUGGAAUACUUUUAUCCCAUAGGAUCGCCCGUGUUCGUCAAGGUGAAGCGAGUGACGCGAGAGGGGGGGGACGGGCGACGCGGCGGCGGCUGGCGCGUGGCGCUGGACGCGAGCGCGGUCGAUCAGGAGACGGGCGAUGAUCUGGAUCCCGAGCGAAAGAGGUGGACGCGAGGAGGUGGGGAACGCGAUGCGAGAUUCGGUGGUGGGGCGAGCGCGCGAGAGGGCGGGGCGGGGGGGGUGGGAGGGACGUUCCAUCCAGAGUUGCACAAAAUCUAUCGAGCGAAGUGUCGGAGCGUGAAACCGGUCGGGGUAUUCGUCGACGUACGAGGGUUUCGCCGGGGUGGGUUGGUGCACAGGAGUCAGAUAUCGCAGUACCUCGACGUUCCGCGCGAUGCGAGCGAUGAAGAGAAGAUUUCAAUCAUCGCCGGCGUCGUCGCGGAGGGCGACGACGUGUGGGUAAAGGUGGUCGACGUCGAGACGCAGGACGGUGGGCCCCCGCGGGUGAGUCUGUCGAUGAAGAGCGUGGAUCAAGGGAACGGUGAGGACUUAGAUCCGAAUAAUUUGAGCUACGACGCGCCGUUUCGGGGAGGCGGUGGGUCCGGUGAGCAUCGAUACAAGCCCGUGGGAGCCGACGCCGGAGAGACGACGCGCGCGGGGGAGAUUCGAUGGGGACACCACGCCGGCGACGUGAAGCAGUACGACUCGGGAGGGAAACAGUAUGAAUUAGUCCUUGACGAUGACGCGCCCGGGGAUGCGGUGGGGGCUACGACGGCGGCGAGUGGAUUAAAAUUUGGCAGCGGCGAAUUCAUCAAUAGAAUGCGCGCCGCCGGCGAGUCGCCCACGCGCCUCCGAGAGGGCGACAAGAAGAGAAAGAAGGAUAAAAAGGAGAAGAAGGAGAAGAAGAGUAAGAGACGCAAAAAGUCGAGCAAGCGUAGCAGGCGAGAUUACUCGAGUGACUCGUACUCGAGUGACUCGCGCCGAUGA